Molecule: messenger RNA, 3306 nt
Organism: Striga hermonthica
Lineage: Eukaryota; Viridiplantae; Streptophyta; Magnoliopsida; Lamiales; Orobanchaceae
Source: the annotation of a GenBank genome assembly
AUGGCGGAACCGAGUCGAAACGGCGGCGCUUCAGCAUUCUUAUCGGAAACCGGGAUUCCGACCGGUUUGAACCGGAUAAAGACGCGGCGGGUCGACGCCAGCUCGUUGGCUGAAGAUUCUGACCACUUCCAUGACUCGCCCGGCGGCGAAAUUCCAAUCGCGGGAGCUCAAGUGAAGCCGAAGCUCAAGGCUCCGACGAAGGGAGAUGUGAAAUUCGGCCGCGCUAAAGAAGGAUUUCGCAAAGCGAGGAAGAUAGCACGGUGGUUUACAUCUUCUUCUUUUAAGGAUUCUGAUCAAGAUUUACGUAAUUACCCAAGCACCAAGCCUACUGCUUUGGAGUGUAACCGCCGUGAAAAGGAUUUUCGAAGAAAAGUUCGCAAGAUGCGGAAGAAUUUAACUGGGGAUCCACCAAAAGUCAUACCUGCUUAUAAGGUCUCCAAAUAUAUAAAAAGUUUUUCACACGAAUUGGGUCCGAAGGGUGGCAUUCAACCUACCCAUCCAAGGGCGCACAGCUUUAAUGAUUUGAAGGAGCUCAUGGGAUCACUACGUUCGAGAUUUGAUGCUGCAAAAGAAGUUGUAGACAUAGAACUUCGUUGUUUUUCACAGGAGAUACUGGACGUUCUGCAGAAAGAUGAUACCCUGAGACCAGAUAUAUGUAUAAUGGCAGAGGAACUUUUACUUCUUGUCCAGCAAUGUAUUUCCAUGUCUUCCUUAGACUUCAAAAUAAAAUGUGAAACAAUUGUCCAGGACUUGACUGUAAAGAGACAGAAAUGUGAAGCAGGAUUGUUGAAAGUAUUACUCACACGCAUGCUUUUCAUUUUGACUCGAUGUACAAGAUUGCUGCAUUUUGAGAAGGAUAAUGGCCGUGUGAAUGAGCAGUCACUGGACAAAUUCAGAGAAUGUUUGAAAAGGAUUCCCUCAGUUGACAGGAAUUGGGUUGUGAAUAAGGGCUUUGCAGAUUCUGACGUAGGUUUUGUCAUAGAACAAGGUAAUGCCAAGGAACAAUUUCAAGGAAAAAAUCAUACGGGUGUUCCUUUCCAGGCGAAUGAGAGCAGGUUCAAGGAGCCUGCCGAGAAGCAGGAAGAAGAAAUCAGAAAGAAUCAGAUGUCUAUUGAACAAAAAAGAUCUCAAAAUGCAUUCACUGAUGUUUCAUAUCCUGAGCCAUCUGAUAGAACUGAUGACAUGCUUCAGAUGGAAUCCGCAAAUAGAAAGAAAGAGAACUAUUCAGAUGAUUCAAAUUUAGUUAUUUGCCGGAUUUGUGAAGAAUUCGUUCCUGCUGUUCACUUGGAGCCACAUUCCUAUAUAUGUGCGUUUGCAGACAAAUGGGUUUCCAACCAUCUGGAUGUGAAUGAUCGCCUCUUGAAGCUUUCGGAGUUAUUGGAGCACUUGUUGGAGUUGCGGAAUUCAGGGAAUCAUGAAACCUACAUGAACCCUGAGAUUUUGAGAACACGACCCAGUAACUCUACCCUGACAGCAGAAACUCACUCACCAAAGAGCAAUGAGUGGCGAAGUAAGGGGAUGGAUGGAAUGUUGGAGUAUCUACAUGAGAUGGACACUGCCUGCAUUGACGACUCUCAUCUUGCAAACUUGGUGAGCUUGAAGAGCCACUUGCUGAACAAGGUAAAUCAAUAUGGUUCGCCAUCCUCGAAUGGGAGCAUGACGUCCACAUCAUCCACAAAUAGCCCUCGGGGAAAUAUCGACAUCUUUUGGUUGGACCAAAGUAAUUUGUCGGAACAAGAAGACAUGCAGCAGAUGCAUGACCUUGCUGAUAUUGCUCGAUGCGUGGCAGGGACUGAUCUUUCUGGAGAAGGGUCAAGUGAGUUUUUGCUUGCCUGCAUGCACGACUUGAAAGAGGUUUUACAACAUAGCAAGUACAGUGCUCUUCUAGUAGAUACUUUUGGUGGCCGAAUAGAAAGCCUUCUGAGGGAGAAAUAUAUACUUGCUUGUAAUCAAGUGGAUACAAUUGAUGAUGCUGGACAUCCAGAAAGUGCAAGAACUUUGAUGGAUAGUGCAUCUCAGAGUAGUACAACAUCAACACCUUCACAUCCUGCACAUAAAGAACGUACAAGCAUUGACGACUUUGACAUUAUAAAACCCAUCAGCAGAGGAGCCUAUGGAAAAGUCUUUCUGGCUAGAAAGCGGAUUACAGGAGAUCUGUUUGCUAUUAAGGUGCUCAAGAAAUUGGAUAUGUUACGGAAGAAUGAUAUUGAUCGCAUAUUGGCCGAGCGUAAUAUAUUAAUCACAGUGCGAAACCCUUUUGUGGUUCGUUUUUUUUACUCCUUUACCAGCAGAGACAACCUUUAUUUGGUCAUGGAAUAUCUCAAUGGUGGAGAUUUAUACUCUUUGCUAAAAAUGAUUGGUUGCCUUGAAGAAGAUGUUGCUCGUAUCUACAUCGCUGAACUGGUGCUUGCACUAGAAUACCUUCAUUCUCUUGGAAUUGUACAUCGUGAUCUGAAACCAGACAACAUAUUAAUUGCCCAUGAUGGGCAUAUCAAGCUUACUGACUUUGGAUUGUCGAAAAUUGGCCUGAUGAAUUGCACUAAUGAGCUAUCCUCGCGAGAGACGGAUAAAAACUACAAUUUUGAUAUAAAUGGUCAACACAACGCAGACAAAUUGGACGGUGACCAGUCAGCUGUUGGUACCCCUGACUACUUGGCACCUGAAAUUCUUCUUGGAACAGAACAUGGUAUUGCUGCAGAUUGGUGGUCAGUAGGAAUCAUCUUGUUUGAAUUUAUAAGUGGAAUCCCUCCUUUCAAUGCUGAUCAUCCAGAGAAUAUCUUCGACAACAUUCUAAACAGAAAAAUUCCCUGGCCAUCAGUUCCUGAUGAGAUGUCUUGUGAGGCUCAAGAUCUGAUUGACAGGCUUCUUGUUCACAACCCAGAUGAGCGGCUAGGAGCAAAAGGAGCAUCCGAGGUAAAAGCACAUUCCUUUUUCUCAGGAGUGGAUUGGGAUAAUCUAACCUUACAAAAGGCUGCAUUUGUACCACAGCCCGAGCGUAUGGAUGAUACUAGUUACUUUGUUUCUCGAUAUAAUUCCAGUGGAACUGAAGUCGAUCAAAGUUCUAUGGAUUCAGAUUCUGACAGCAUAGAAUUGCAAACACAUACUGGACGAGAGAAGAUGGACAAAUGUGGUGAUCUUGCCCAGUUCGAUUCCUCACCGCUUGAUCUCUCUUUGAUGAAUUUCUCUUUCAAGAAUUUGUCUCAGCUGGCGUCCAUUAACCAGGAUGUGUUGUUGCAGAGUGUGAAGGAAACACCAAAGUGCUCCUCCCCAUGCAAAGGCCCGAACCCGAACGCGAACCGGCAUUGA